This is a messenger RNA of Boleophthalmus pectinirostris (great blue-spotted mudskipper), 2194 nucleotides long. It is a transcript of the gene laptm4a, whose product is annotated as lysosomal protein transmembrane 4 alpha. The coding region runs from base 51 to 809 and encodes 252 amino acids. The transcript has 7 exons. The record is from RefSeq and is a predicted model, not a curated record. NCBI's taxonomy places the organism in Eukaryota, Metazoa, Chordata, Actinopteri, Gobiiformes, Gobiidae. Gene Ontology annotation, cellular component: lysosomal membrane.
GUGCGUCGCUCACACCGCUGCUGUGUGUGGGUCGUGUCCGCUCGCUGUGCAUGCUCAGAGGCUUGUACCCGUCCGGGCCUCAGCUCUUGAUGUUCCUCCCUCCGUUUGUAGAGGACAUGCAUCACCUCAAACCGUUUCGGGACAGACUGUACACGACCCGGUGCUGCGGGUGCUGUCAUGUCCGGACAGGCACCAUCAUCCUGGGGACAUGGUACAUGGUGGUGAACCUGUUGAUGGACAUCCUGCUGACCGUUGCAGUGAGCCACCCUGGCAAUGUGCCCACCAUCGACCUGCAGUACGAGGUCAUCGACCACUAUUUUGCCUCAGACCGCAUGUCUGAAAACGCCUGUGUGGGGUUUGCCAUCUCUCUGCUCAUGCUCACCAUCAGUGCCAUGCUGGUGUACGGAGCCAUCACUCACCGCGCCGGCUGGCUCAUCCCCUUCUUCUGUUACCAGCUCUUUGACUUUGCUCUCAGCUGUCUGGUGGCCAUCAGCUCCCUCACCUACCUGCCCCGCAUCAAGGACUACCUGGACCAGCUGCCGGACUUCCCAUACAAGGACAACCUCCUGUCCAUGGACUCCAGCUGCCUGCUCAUGUUUGUGCUCGUCUUCUUCGCCUUCCUCAUCCUCCUCAAGGCCUACUUGAUCAACUGUGUGUGGAACUGCUACAAAUACAUCAACAACAGGAACAUGCCUGAGAUCGCCGUGUACCCGGCCUUUGAGACCCCUCCCCAGUACAUUCUUCCCACUUAUGAGAUGGCCGUGAAGAUGCCUGAGAAGGAGCCCCCCCCUCCGUACAUGCCCGCUUAGCGUGUACCCCCCCCAUCACCACUAACACCAUUCCUACCACCGCACGCCCACAUGAGCCCUGUGCAACCUCACAGACCCCUCCCCCCUCCCCACGUGUGCCACCUGUCCUGUGUCUGGAGGAAGAGGAGGAAGAGGAGGAGGAGGAGUCUACCAGCUUUUGUGUCAAACAUGUUCAGAUUCGACUCGUAUGAGGACUUCUGCUUUGGAAAUGUUGGGAAAUUUCAGAUUUAGUUUGACCAAAAUGUAAGAUGUGCAAAAGAGUUAGUGUAUAUUAUCACCUAAAGAGAAAAUGUGAGUUUCCAAGAUACAUUUGCAAAUUUGCUUUUAAAAACGUAUCUCCCACUAUUAAAGAAGAUAUUGUGCUUUUGUCUGCUCUAUAGUUAUAAUCUCCAACCCGUGGAUCAUUAUGUUACAUUUUGGACAUUUUUAAAUCACAAUAUUGAUCUAAAAGCACUUAAGAGGAGGUGUUAUGCCAAAUCGACUUUUGGGAGUUUUCCACCAUGUUGUUCCACCAUCACAGAUAUGCCUGAAGAGGUUUCAGAUGUGAUCCAUGCAUGUUUGAGUAAUAUAGUGAUCUCUCUUGGACCCUAUCCAAAGCCUCCUUGCAGUUUAGAGUAAGAUUCUGUCCAAAUGAAUAUAGCAUUUUCAAAACUGUGAAAGGUAACGUGGUGAUUUAAGUACGUUACGUGUUAGCAGUUAGUACCCUGAAAAAAAGAAACAAGUAUGAAUAUUCUCCAGGUAGGAACAUUGUGGAGGCUUAUCAAGUUUAAAGCUCCAAAAAGUCGAUCUGGCACAAUAUGUCUCCUUUAAGUGUAACCCUCUGGCGGUACCGUUUUUGGAAAUUUCCACCUUAUUUCAUGUCUUGUUCGAAGCUUGUGCAAUUCAAAACUUAAAGUGUAAAUUUUUUUGACAAAUAUUCUUGCUUUUGUCUGUGUAAUCUGAACAUGCUCUCUCUCUGCCAUGUGUCCAGCACCACCGCAUCUCUAGUGCAACAUGAAAUGAAAAGUUAUACCUAUGACAAUCCACGUUAAGCUCUUCUUGUUAACUUUGUGUUGUUCUGUUGGCCUUUAAUAUGAAGCCUCUCCCACGUGGCUCUUUGAAUGCUUAUUUAUUUAGCCUUGUUGUAGUUUAGUUCACUUCAAACACAUUUUUGCCGCACUUUGCUGACCGUAAUGGCUGCCCCGGUGAGAUUUUUGAGUUCGGGCGAAGAGGAGGGAAGGACCGCAGAGAGACAGGCAGGCGUUGCUCCUGUCGGGUCCUGCGGUAAAGUGAAGACAGGAGCCGGAACUGUCACCUGUCGCUGCAUGCUCCCUGCCAUUGCUUUAACCUGUAAAGAUUUCUGUUAGUGGAAAUACAUUUUGAUUCAAUAAAAGUUAUGAUCCAUC